Molecule: messenger RNA, 2523 nt
Organism: Hydatigera taeniaeformis
Lineage: Eukaryota; Metazoa; Platyhelminthes; Cestoda; Cyclophyllidea; Taeniidae
Source: the annotation of a GenBank genome assembly
AUGUCUUAUGUUCCACUUGGUGAACAUAUUGAGAGGGGGUACUGUGGUCUACUGGGUGGUCCUCGAGUCAAAUUUUUGGGAGUUGGAGACGCUAGUUCCGGACCCUCCUACUACGAUCUCAAUCUAUCAGACUGUCUUCGAGCCGUUCAAAAGGCCGUCCGCUUUGGCUUCCUGGACUUCGAUAAUUUCGACCUGGAAGACUAUGAAUAUAAUGAGAAGGUGGAAAAUGGUGAUCUUAGUUGGAUUGUGCCAAAUAAAUUCAUCGCAUUCUCUGGGCCUCACACAAGGACAAUGAUUGAUAAUGGCUAUCCUAUGCACGCACCAGAGUUUUACCUUCCGUACUUUCGGAAGAACAAUGUCACCAACGUGAUUCGGCUAAAUCAGAAGAUGUACGAAUCGCAUCGAUUCACUCGAGCCGGUAUCGCUCAUCACGACCUCUUCUUCCCUGAUGGUACCGUACCCACCAGAGCCAUCACUCUACAAUUUCUUGACAUCUGCGAAACUGCUCCUGGAGCAAUCGCAGUUCAUUGCAAAGCUGGUCUCGGUCGAACUGGAACACUAAUAGGUUGCUAUCUGAUGAAGCAUUACCAUUUCACUGCACCUGAAGCAAUAGCAUGGAUCCGCAUCUGCCGACCCGGUUCCAUAAUUGGUCAACAACAAAAUUGGCUGGAGGAUCAACAGGCCUGGUGCUGGGAGGAGGGUCGACGUGAGCGCCGAGAGAAAUCUCCCUCACCGCUACCAGUGCGUCGUAGGAGGGAUUUGGUCGACGCGGACAUUGGCGCUAAUCAUCUCUCCCGGCCCAUUGGCAAAGUCAUUUACAUCAAUGCAGAUCCGUUAAAACCACUGACGCAGGUGCGAGAUGACGCAGUGCUGAGACUUGGUGGCAUAGACAGCAGUGGUGACACCUCACAGACACCUCUUUCUACAACCUCUUCAACUAACGACCAAGUGGAGGUUCUGGUCAGCUCUCGACCCAGGGUGUAUCAUCACAAAGUUCAGAUGGCUGGUCGUUCCCAGUCACCUCCUGUUUAUGGAACUGGCGGUGAGGAGUCAAACGACAGCAAUGAACCGCGUUACUCACCAGGACCUUCCAGAGAUGUUAAUGGUGCACGAAUGGGUCUUGGUAUUGCGGCUAGUCGCUCAAUGGACCUAUCUCAAAAGCCAGGCGCCUUCAAGACGACACUCACACAGGGCGACCAACUAAAUCGUAUCAAAGUUAUUCGUAAGCGAAAUAAACAACGCAAAGAUGGCACUGGCAAAGAUAUCAACGCUCACUCCACUACGCAGCACCUUGCAAGUUCUUACCCCCAUGCCGGCCUUAGUGGUGGUGUUGGCGAUGAGAGCGGAGGCGCUUUGGACUUCAGAGAGAUCUAUAACCUGCAUGACGAGGUCACUGAGGAUGGUUCAACCACCGCAGAAACCUCAGACGUGGAGGCUUACAACCGAUUUUGCUAUGAUCCCGAGGGCUCACAGCUACCUUCUGUUUUUUUCCACAAUGUUACGCCUUCCCCAUCAGCUGGCAACAAGGAUCGAGUGGGAACUCCUGUCGGAGACUCUAUUGAUAUUCAACCGAGUAUGACUGGCACGUUAAGCUCACGCGAUAGCCUAAGCAGCAGCUAUCCGCGCACCCUAACUCCAGUAAACCUACCUCCUGCCACGGUCACAGCUCGGACCCCAUCAGAGAGCAACGUUCGAGCGCUUCGAGGUAGAGGGAUAACCACACGAGGCGGUGAGAAUUACCAUGAGACAGAGGAUGGAGGCACUGGUGGGGCUGGUAUUAGUGGAAGCAACGUUGGUAGUGGUCUACCUCGAACUGGUAUCACCUCCACUCUGCCCAUAUCUACUUCUCGUGUGCCUCAACAGAAUUCUCGCAUGCCUACCGUAACCAGAUCAUCACCUCAAAAGGUGCCUACGAAUCGCGAUGGACAUCCGUUGAUGUGUGUUAAUUAUGCUGAAUGUCCAGAAAGCCUCUCUCCCUCUUCUAUCAAUGCGCCAACAACCGCAGCAGUCGCUGGAGGUGCAGGAGUCCGUAAACGUGUGGAUUUUGCUCCGCCCCCACCCCCACCACCGCCACCGCCACCACUGCCAAUAUUAUUGACAUCCAACAGUCUGCCCACCUCAAAGAUACGAAGCACCGCCGAUACGUUCUACCAACGCCUCUAUCAUGCAAACAAUAAUGGAAAGAACGCUAAUGCUAACACUAACAUGGCCAGCAAUGAAGUGGACGACAAGGGCUACUACCUACGACCUUAUCGAAAUCUCCGAAAUCACAACAGUGGUGAUUUCACCGUCAUUAAGUACAACAACCCCAAUGCUCACACCACAAACGGCCGAAGUAGUGGCUCCCGCGGUCCCUCCCCAUCUCCUCUAGUUAGUUCUAACCAAAUCAGUCGGCAUCAUGUGCGCAGCUCAAGUCUGAAGCCUCACGGCCCACCAAUCUCCAGCAGUCCUGUAGUUUACGCCGACAUCCAAACCAACUCCCCUCCGGAAUUUGACUAUCGACCACGAGCAAGUGUGCGUUAA